ACAACAAGGCCUCGGACAGGAGGAGGCUCAGGGAGGUAGGUAGCCCAGGUUGGAUGGGAGAUAGUCCCGGCUAACUGGUGUUGUCAGUAGGACUUCAGCCAAGUGGAAUAGUAGGUCACCUUUUGGAGGAGCCAUGGCUAUCUUGUUUGCAGUAGUUGCAAGAGGCACUACCAUACUUGCAAAGAAUGCCUGGUGUGGAGGGAAUUUUUUGGAAGUGACUGAACAGAUACUAUCAAAGAUUCCAUCAGAAAAUAAUAAAUUGACCUAUUCCCAUGGAAAUUACUUAUUUCAUUAUAUUUGUCAAGAGAGGAUAAUAUACCUGUGUAUCACAGAUGAUGAUUUUGAACGAUCACGAGCAUUUACCUUUCUAAAUGAAAUAAAGAGGAGAUUUCAAACCACAUAUGGUUCAAGGGCACAAACCGCACUGCCUUAUGCAAUGAACAGUGAAUUUUCCAGUGUGUUGGCUGCACAAAUGAAAUACUUGUCAGAAAACAGGAACUCAGAACGUAUCUCAGAGACUCAAGCACAAGUAGAUGAGUUAAAAGGAAUCAUGGUCCGAAAUAUUGAUUUGGUGGCACAAAGAGGAGAAAAGUUAGAGCUGUUGAUCGACAAAACUGAGAACUUAGUGGAUUCUUCAGUCACAUUUAAAACCACCAGUAGAAACCUGGCCAGAGCGAUGUGUAUGAAAAACCUCAAGCUUACAAUCAUUAUUGCCAUUGUAGCGAUCGUUGUCAUUUACAUCAUUGUGUCAGCAGCAUGUGGAGGUCUCUCAUGGCCAAGUUGCAUCAAGAAAUGAGUAGGAGCCAUAGUUCUAUUCGUUGGAAGGAAUAAUGAAGAAAUCUAGUUUUAACCACUGGCACAAGGAUUUCAUUGGAGAUCUGCGUGUAAUAUUUCAUCUUUUCUGCCUCCAGAUACCAUGCAUUGAAAGGCUAUAGUUUCUGCUUGCCUUAUUUCAGACAUUUUUAUACUUUCAUAUUAAUUGAAGGAGUUACUGCAUUACAACUGAAAUACAAAACCAUAUUUUAUUCGCAUAUUCAGUGAUUGUGAAAUAAUUGUUCUAAACUUUUUAAAAUUAAUAUAGUGCAUUAUUCUGAGUGACUUGAAUCAACCUGUUGAGCACUUUCUAAAAUUGUGUGCAGGGAUACUUUCCUGUCGUCAUUCCUUUAGAGUAGCACUAAGUCAAUUGUGAUUACCUUCCUUUUCUCUUCAGUGCCCCCUCUUACCCCCAGUAAAAUCUGAAUAAUGCAACAUGCUGAGUUAUCUGAGUGGAAACAGAUAAUAAAACCACUGCUUCCUCUGAUCCGCCCAGGAAUGUUCUAUCCACCUCUUGAUGCAAAUUGGGGAACAGUAAUGAUAAAUUGCUCCAUUUUACAUCAGUUUGGAAAGUGUAUGAGUGUUGCAUAUCUUCAGAACUGAGACACAGUAUUAAGCAAAAGUAGAGAUAUGUGGAAAGAAGCCGUAAUGAAUGGAAAUCCUUACUGGACCAAUGUAUAAAUGUAAAUAAGUUUAUUAUGCCAGUCAUGUGGCCAGUAUUUAUGUACAGUACAUCCCAGCAAACAAAUCAUAAAUGUGCUACAAAUACCAUGGUGAACCCAAAUGGUAACGCUGCUGUAUGUAGAGCUUUUGUUAGCCAAACUUCUUUGUAUAUUUUUUUUAUGGUUCAUUGUAUUUGUACAGCUUUGAUCCCUUUGCAGAUAGAAUGAGUGUCAGCUUAAAUGUUUGAGUUUUUUUAUAAAACUGCACCGACUUUUUUGAGCAGCCUCUAGGAUGCAGUUUCUAAGCAUGUUUUCUGGACCCAGAGGCAGCAAGCUUUUAAAGUCAUAAAACCUUAAAUUCCUGUAUUAUGUGGAUUUGGGUUCUUCAGUGGAUGGAGAUUACGCAGGGAUUCAUGGUUUCAUGAUGUGUUUUUUAAAAAAAAGUCGCACUGCCUUUUCAUGUCUGAGAUCUGGAUUUACAUCCAUUUCAAGAAAAAUGAAGGUCAUCCCUCUCUUCACCUCCCAAUCUUUCUGCUAUGAAUGCUUCUCAAAUAUGAGAUAUUGAUUUGUAUCUAGCUCAGCUCCAUGAGAGAGAACUAGUAAAGCUCCUAGCUAGUGUGUGCUUAGACCGUUUGUUCAAUUCCUAGUACUUAUAUUGAUACUAUGAAUGAAUCUCGAGUGCAAGAAAAUGUUUUUCAUUUGAUUUGUGUCGCCAAACACUUGGGUCAUAGUUGUGCCAAUUGUUGGAUAAAAUGCUGUGCAGAAUGAUUCCUAUUAAUCACUUGGUCCAUUAGGUAAGAGAAAUGUAGCAUUUAUACUGUCUUCUAUCAGUACUGGAUUAACAAGAUGGGAGGGUAAUAUCAAAGUACCAACCUGUGAUUAUAAACAUUAUUUCUUUAAGAGCUGUUGUCAAGCAUAAAUCAUAGCCUGUUGGUAACUGGGUUCUCACAGUUGGAGCUAAAACACUGCUGUUUUUCACAAAUGUGUUACACUUGUAUUUUAGUUCUAUAUUUUAAUAGCAAAUCUGUUAAUGAACACCCACUUCUAAAGAAUCUGCUCAAUGGGCUGUCAUUAGUGUUCCAACUUACGUUUGUGCUAUCACAUCCUUGCCUUAACAAGCACAAAUUUACAGAAGGAGGGCUUUGAGUUAGCAUGUGAUUUCUGAAGCAAAUGUUAUUUAGUGACUUAUAUUUAUUUUUAUCAAGACUUAUGCUUGGGUUCCUUUGUGUUCUCUUCAUACUUGGCAUCUCAAGCAAUUGUGUAGAUGAAAGCAACCCUAGAUGUUAUAAAAGCUGUCCUUUUUUAAUUAACAGGGUAAUAGUCCUAGCUCACUGGUACAUCCCAUGCCCCAUUUUACUGAUAUGCUCACACUCUUCACCAUAACACUUUCCAAUAGACUCAGAGGAUGUGUAUUCAAAUCACUGUCCAAGUUUUAAAACUGCUUAAAUUGGAAAUGUAUUAAAUAAAAUCAUAGAAUCUUGCUCUUGUUAAAAUGUGUUAAUCACAAUUGUAAUGUAUAAAUUGUGGCUGUGUAUAAGAAGCUUUCGCUCUUGUACUUUGCAUUAUAUUGAAUGGUAAAAUAAAUUGUUUAAACAUAGAACUUCAUGUGCAUUGAAUUUCAAAACAUUUUAUUUGUUUUGAUAAUUGGUGCUGUACAGCAUUUUAAAUGUAAGCAUUUGUGAAGCUACGGACAUAGCCCCAUCUGGACUCAAUUCUCCAGAGAGGGUUGGUGAGUGUUGUCCAAAUCUUUGAGAUUAUUUUAUUACACAUAGCCACAUUUGUAUUGAUAUUAGUUAUUACUGUCUUUUUAAUUUUAUUUGUAAUGUACAGAGAUUGAGGUACUUCAUUAACAUUAGCCAAUGAUAUUUUAUGUAUUAAAUGUCAAGCUUACAGAAGGA
Messenger RNA from Carcharodon carcharias (great white shark), 3373 nucleotides. RefSeq names its product synaptobrevin-like 1 (gene vamp7). The record is from RefSeq and is a predicted model, not a curated record. Lineage: Eukaryota; Metazoa; Chordata; Chondrichthyes; Lamniformes; Lamnidae. Gene Ontology annotation, molecular function: SNARE binding; SNAP receptor activity. Gene Ontology annotation, biological process: vesicle fusion; exocytosis. Gene Ontology annotation, cellular component: SNARE complex; membrane. The transcript is spliced from 8 exons. The coding region runs from base 134 to 796 and encodes 220 amino acids.